Pomacea canaliculata is the source of this 3502-nucleotide messenger RNA. Its product is annotated as cholecystokinin receptor type A-like. Gene Ontology annotation, molecular function: gastrin receptor activity; neuropeptide receptor activity. Gene Ontology annotation, cellular component: membrane. Gene Ontology annotation, biological process: neuropeptide signaling pathway. The transcript is spliced from 4 exons. NCBI's taxonomy places the organism in Eukaryota, Metazoa, Mollusca, Gastropoda, Architaenioglossa, Ampullariidae. The coding region runs from base 672 to 2273 and encodes 533 amino acids. The record is from RefSeq and is a predicted model, not a curated record.
CGAGCAGUAGAGUGAAAGCUUGGUUAUUAUUGUUAGCCAAGGGAGGGAAUGCGGGGCAGGGGCGAGCACUCUGUCCGCCAGGGGAGCAGACUGUUGCACCUUGCUGUCAGGCGCUGCCAGUCCGCCAUGUGACGCCAGUCGCCGGAGCAGCGCUGGACCACUGCUGGCCUGCUGCACCAUCCCCGGUGCUGCUGCUGUCUGGGCGGACCGCUGCUACACCUGCCCGCGUGGCCGGCCGCCUGGAGACAGCUGUCUGUGGGCACCGGGUGGUCGGGGCACUUCACGGAUGCGUGAUGCAGGCCUGCCAGUCACCUCCUGACAUCAAAUCGGGCUGACCUUGCAGUGAAUGAAAGACUGGACCAUGCAAAGCACUGGGGCAGUGCUGUCAGCUGUCGACAGAUCAUAUGGAGUUACAUCCCCGGUGGACUUGUGAUCUUUUUCUGAAUUUUGUAAUCAGACUUGCAAGUAUAGGUUUCAGCGAAACAUGAAUAUUGCUGUUUGGUUCAUUCUGCGAUCCUGUUACUUUUACAGUUUAGCAAUAAAUUAUAAAAAGGUGGACACGAAAGGCAGAAGCAGAACAGCCCUCUGUUCACUGCCAGGGGGAGAGAUGUAAUACUCCGGUUGUCAUCUCUGGUCCAUGUCAAAAAGAGACUAACAACCUGUGGGGCAAGAUGAUGAGCUCCGUUCACAAGCGCAUCAACCCUGUGAUAUACAUGAACAAGUCUGAACACCGUUUGCGUUUAGAUGGAGGGCCAAGUCACGGUGGGGGCAGUUUAGGAGUCUGGCGAAUGGUGAACUUUACCCUCGGGACCAACGGCAGUGCGGAGGGCAAUGGAAGUGCGAGGGGCAACGUCUCGGACGAGAGCUACGUGGUGCCGAGACUGAGCGCCGAGAUCCAGGUGGUGCUGUACGCGCUGAUCUUCGUGCUGGCCGUGGUGGGAAACCUCCUCAUCAUCGUCACCCUCAUCCAGAACAAGCGCAUGCGCACAGUGACCAACGUCUUCCUGCUGAACCUGGCCGUGUCCGACAUGCUGCUCGCCGUCUUCUGCAUGCCCUUCACCCUCGUGCCAGUCCUCCUCCAGAACUUCAUCUUCGGCGCCGCCAUGUGCGUCAUCCUCAGGUACCUGCAAGCGGUCUCCGUGGGUGUCAGCUGCUUCACGCUGGUGGCCAUCUCCCUGGAGCGCUACUUCGCCAUCUGCCGACCUUUGCACUCGCGGUCCUGGCAGACGCUGUCGCACGCCUACAAGUCCAUCGCCGUGUGCUGGGUUCUGGCUGCCCUCCUCAUGACACCCGUGGCCGUCUUCCAGAAGCAUCUGCGCCUGUCCAACGAUGCGCAUGCGUGUCGCGAGACGUGGCCUGAGCCUCAGUCGGAGCGAGCCUACACCGUGCUGCUGGACGUCGUCCUCCUCGUGGCUCCGCUCCUCCUCAUGUCCCUGGCCUACCUCAGCGUCGUCCACGCUCUUAUCUACGAUGUCCGCUCCCCCAGCUGCGACUUCGGGGUGCCCGGGCCCAACGGUAAGACGGGCUUCCAGCCCACAGCCGUCAUCCCGAACUACCGCACCAUCGAGCUGCGGCUGCUGGGACGCGACUCCUGCCGCAGCAUCACCUCCGUCUCCUCCACAGAAGAGACAUGUCUGUCGCGCUCCGGGACCGUCAUGUCCGGCAUGGCUACGCCCCCCAGGCCCGCCCUCUCGCGGGCCAACACCUACGACACCGAGACCAUCACCGCCGCCAUCAACGCUGCCGCCGCGUCGCAGGCACCCCCACCUCCUCCACCACCCCCGCAUCGCCGCGGUCGUCACGCGCAGCGCAUUCGCCACAGCAACCCGCGGAAGAUUCGCGAGAACAAGAUGCGGGUCAUCCGCAUGCUCUUCGUCGUCGUCCUCGAGUUCUUUCUCUGCUGGACGCCCGUCUACGUCAUCCAGACGUGGAUGGUGUUCGACCAGGAGAGUGCCUACCGCUUCGUGACGCCGCUGACCAAGACGUUGUUCCAUUUACUGUCGUACGUGUCCUCGUGCUGCAACCCCAUCACCUACUGCUUCAUGAACAAGAAGUUCCGCGAGAGCUUCCUCCGCGUUUUCACCUGUCGCAAGCCUCCCCCGCCUCUCAAAGAGCGGCAGCGACAGCAGCUGAUGAUGCUGCACGAACCUCCGCGAGGGCCACGAUUCAACCCCACCGGAUCCCUCCACUCCACCAUGUCCGUGCGAGCGAAUUCUCUGCGGCAGUUUGACUUCGUCAAGAACAUCAACCCCAUCGAAGAGCAGUCAGACUGAUGAAUGAUGAGGUCUGAAAACUAGGUCGUCAGCGAGAUCUUGUCCGCGCGGAGUGUUUGUCGGAUACGAAAAUAGUCCGCAAGGAACAGUGUGAACAUGUGUGAUUCGCAAUCCACCUGGACCCAGAGAAGAUGACCUCAUGUUUGUUGAUCUGUUACAGUCAACUGCUGAGAAAUCAUCGUUACAUGCGUGAUAUAUAUCUAUAAAAACAGUAAUACAGUAGAACCUCAUUAUUACGGCCUUCCCUAUUGCGAUCCCGUCUUAGUUACGACCCAAAAUGUUUUCACGGACAUAUUUAUAAAUGCCAUCUCUGUUACGACUACCUCCCCCACCCGACUUACGACCGACAGUUUGUAUUCUAUGAUGACUUUUUAAAAACUCGCACGUUGAAUAAAAGUAAGUACAGUUAAAAAUAGACUGUUUGGGGGUCGACUGCAUUUUUUGCAGAAAUCACUUGAAAUAGAUGAAUUGAAUUUUUAAGAGAUUCUUUUUUCAUUGGAUUACCGGUCAUUUCAAUCCAAACCAUAUCGCCACAGUCGCAUCUACCACCCGCCUGAGUCGAAUCGAACCCCGUAGAAUCCAUCUCCGAUGACAGAGUACCUGUUAGCAUCCAUUAUUGCCAACAUAUGUUGUCCGAACAAGUUCAAGCACCAUCUUACACAGCAGAAAUAGCCACUUGGCUAUACACACUCAGAGAACAAAUCACACAAUUGGGGUAUACAGCGAUUUUCUCUUCAAUCAAGGGUUUUUUAAGCCUUAGUCAUCAUUAUUUGUGGUUUGGAUGUUUGUAUUAAAUGUGUAUGCAGAUGUUCAUUUAAAAUCACACAAUGGUGCAUAACGCGAUUUUCUCUUACAUCAUUGGGUUUUUAAAAGCUUUCAUUGUCAUGAUUCUUUGUUUGAAUGCUCUUAUAAAAUGUGUAUGCAGUCAUUCAGUUAAUCUGGAACAGGUGUCACUGCUCUGGCAUUUAAUUUGCUUGGCCCUGGGUUUCAAUGUUGGGAUGAUGUGGUCUUACGAAUUUUUGUAGAAGUUACUUGCUUACAAAGAAGACAACCCUUGUGACUGUGUUUUCUAACAACUUUUUGAAAAAUCCGUUCAAAAAUAUAAAUAGUACAUUUUAAGAACACUUUGUCUACCAAAGUACAUAUGUAUUCAUCGUUUGCUCUUACCUGGGGAGUUAGUUCCCUAUAAACCUUCAAGUGCAUUCACGUGCAAUAAUGGCAAAAUAAGC